AUGUCGGCAAGCCCUUUGCCUGAAAAGGCUCCAGGGCAGUUUUUUUCAACUACCACCAGCGACCCAAUCCACGAUGCUAGCGAAGAUGCUAAUACCGGAACUAUAAGUGAAAUAACUGCUGGAUCACAAGCUCUACAUCGCAGGUUACGCGGAAGACAGGUUCAGCUUUUUGCUAUCGGCGGAGCAAUUGGUACAUCUCUCUACGUACAGAUGGGCUCUGCUCUUCCUAAAGGAGGUCCCGCAGGUCUUCUUAUUGCCUUUAUACUAUGGGGUAUCGUCAUGUGGGCAGUCAACGAGUGCUUCGCAGAGAUGGUGACAUACCUCCCGGUACCCUCACCUUUCGUUCGUUUCGGUGGCGAGUGGGUUGACGGAGCACUGGGUUUUGCUAUGGCGUGGAAUUUUUUCCUCAAUAUGGCCUUUCUCGUGCCAUUUGAGAUGGUGGCUAUGAACAUUAUGAUUACCUUUUGGACAGAUAAGGUUCCUGUCGAGGCUAUCAUUGUCGCGAUGAUUGUCUUCUACGCUCUGCUUAAUGCGAUAAGCGUGGAAUAUUUUGGGGUCGCGGAAUUUUAUCUAUCAAUUUUCAAAGUUCUUUUGAUGAUUUCUUUGUUCUUUUUUACCUUCAUCACCAUGCUAGGGGGAAACCCGUUGCACGAUCGAUACGGGUUUCGGUAUUGGGAUAACCCGGGCGCAUUCGUCGAGCAUCUUGUCCCCGGAAAAAGAGGAAGGUUCCUAGGUGUCUUGUCAUGCGUAUAUCAGGCUACUUUCUCUAUCUGCGGUCCGGAAUACAUAUCCAUCGUUGCUGCCGAAGCCGAGAACCCCCGAAAGACCCUACCUCCAGCCUACCGAUCUUUCGUCUGGCGCAUUCUUUUAUUUUUUGUGGGCUCUGCUCUUUGUAUGGGGAUCGUCAUUCCUUACAACGACUCAACACUGGCUUCCAUCCUUGACGGUGACAUCUCAGGGUCUGGCACAGGUGCUGCCUCACCGUAUGUCAUCGCAAUGCAACGGCUAAAGAUCCACGGUCUACCUCACCUCGUCAAUGCAUUGAUCAUGACAUCCAUAUUUAGCGCCGGGAACGGUCUUCUAUUUGCAGCCACGCGCACCCUACAUGGUAUGGCCAUCAAAGGCUACGCACCUCGGUACUUCUCUUGGUGCACAAAAGCCGGAGUGCCCCUCUUGGCUCUUCUGUUCUCACUCUCUUUCUGUCUUCUUGCAUUUCUGCAGGUCAACAGCUCCUCUGCAGCAGUAAUGGACUACCUUGUCGAUCUAGUAACGUGUUGUCAGUUGAUCAAUUAUGGCUUCACGGCUUUGACAUACAGACACUUCUACUCUGCCCUAGCUAAACAAGGAAUUUCUCGGGAUACACUACCUUACAAAGGCCGAUUCCAGCCUUACACUUCUUAUCUAGCCAUGGUUGGUACCUUAUUUAUGGUGCUGGCAGGUGGCUAUGAUUUAUUCUUGAAAGGCGGCUGGGAUGUGAUGUGGUUUUUCUUGGACUAUGGGAUGAUUGGGUUCUUUAUCAUUGCUUUCCUCGGUUGGAAAUUUUGUGUCAAGACCAAAUAUGUAUGGCCGGGUAAUGCAGACUUAAGCCUUGGGGGGUUGAGGGAAGAGAUUGAUACUUAUGAAGCCCUUCACUUGCCUCGCCAGGAAGGGAAAGUGGGUAUGGUUUUAAAUAAGUUUUUUCCCGCAAUUUAA
This is a messenger RNA of Penicillium atrosanguineum, 1692 nucleotides long. RefSeq lists its product as uncharacterized. Gene Ontology annotation, biological process: amino acid transmembrane transport. Gene Ontology annotation, molecular function: amino acid transmembrane transporter activity. The transcript is spliced from 4 exons. Gene Ontology annotation, cellular component: membrane. Lineage: Eukaryota; Fungi; Ascomycota; Eurotiomycetes; Eurotiales; Aspergillaceae. The record is from RefSeq and is a predicted model, not a curated record. The coding region runs from base 1 to 1692 and encodes 563 amino acids.